Molecule: messenger RNA, 150 nt
Organism: Funneliformis geosporum
Lineage: Eukaryota; Fungi; Glomeromycota; Glomeromycetes; Glomerales; Glomeraceae
Source: the annotation of a GenBank genome assembly
AAAUAUGAUCUCAAUAUUGUUGCAAAUAUUGUUAAAGAUAUUUCCUAUCCUUUAGACCCUUUACCUCAAUUUUUAAAUUUAUCAAAUGUUAGAGAAGUUAAAAAAACUCUAAACUGCAUCUAUAAGUCUUAUUUAAGCUCACUAAAUUAG